AUGCUACGCCGGUGCUCCCCUUCAACGGAGGCGGCAGUGGAUCCCGCCCGGCGCCCGGCGGUCGGCGGCACUUCGUUCACCCGGAUAUGUAUGCAGGGGGGACUUGAGUUCGCGCCCCGGAUACAACACCCUUCGCAGCCAACCACCCAGGAGCCCAGAAGCAGGAUGGUGUUCGCUCGGCUGGGAAGCGCAUAUCUCCGCCGGCUGCAGACCCACACCCUGCCCACCCAGAUGGCCACUGCCGCCGUCGUCUUCCCGCUCGGCGAUGCCAUCUCCCAGCAUCUUAUCGACCGGCGCCCAUGGGCCCAGCACAACUUCAACCGCACCCUGCGCUCGAUCACCUACGGCAGUCUGGCUUGGGCACCCAUCGCCUACAAAUGGAACAAGCUGCUCAGCGGGAUCACCUACCCCUCAUCCACCCUCAAGACCGUGCUGUGCAGGGUAGCCAUCGACAUGGCCCUCUUCACCUCCUUCGCAACCUGCUACUUCUUCACCUGCAUGGGCCUCCUCGAGGGCCGCACCUGGAAGGAAAUCCAGGCCAGGAUCGACAGAAAUUACUCCACCGUCGUAUGGACCAACAUCAGCAUCUUCGGCCCCGCACAGAUCAUCAACAUGAGCCUCGUCCCCGUCUACGGCAGACCGCCCUUCCUCAACCUCGUCUCGCUCGGCUACAACUGCUUCCUGGCCACCCUCAACAACAACACCCCCGCCCUCGCCGCCGGAGCAGCCGAGAACUAA
Molecule: messenger RNA, 738 nt
Organism: Puccinia triticina
Lineage: Eukaryota; Fungi; Basidiomycota; Pucciniomycetes; Pucciniales; Pucciniaceae
Exons: 8
Coding region: 1-738 (245 amino acids)
Cellular component (GO): mitochondrion; cytoplasm; membrane
Source: RefSeq, a predicted model, not a curated record